Molecule: messenger RNA, 1357 nt
Organism: Camelina sativa (false flax)
Lineage: Eukaryota; Viridiplantae; Streptophyta; Magnoliopsida; Brassicales; Brassicaceae
Biological process (GO): tRNA modification
Molecular function (GO): RNA binding
Source: RefSeq, a predicted model, not a curated record
UUCUCUGGGGUUAACUGGAACUUAAGUACCAGCACCAAAAAAAAGCUAACACUUUUCAUAGAGAGAGAGAGUAAAACAAAUUAGCAAUGGCUGCUGUAGAUGAAGGGAACGAUGUUGGAAGAACAGUAGAGGAAGAAGAGCCUUUGUGUGAAAAGAGAGAGAGAGAAGAAGAGGAGGCUGAAACAGAAACAUUGACUCCAUGGGAGCAACACUCCAGCAUCAUAAGCAUCCCUCGGUUCGACUACAAAGCUCCUUCUUCUCUGAUUCAUCAUUCUCAUUCAGGCUUCCUCGUCACCUGCACCAUCAAAAGGGAGAAAAGUGCUACUAAAGAGGUCAUGUCCAUCCUUGGAAAGUAUAUUGCGUCCAUGCCUGAGGAGAUAUCUGAAGUUCUAAAAUCAAAAAAACAAAAACUUUGUGCACAUGAGAUAGAGGAAGGCGAAGACCAUCUUGAGAAUGAUGCCUUGCAGCAAACAGGUGAAAAUCCAAAUGUUGAGGAUCUCAAAUUAGCAAAUGAAGAACACAAUUCUCUCAUGUCAUUGGUUAAGCUGACAAAGAGUGGCUUGCUUCUCUUUACUUUCCCUGUUGAAAACUCUCCCGAUACAACAAGUAUCGUAUCACGAGUCUUCCAAUCUAUGGAAUCUGGAGCUCUGAAGGCACCAAUCUGGUGCCAUCGGAUAUUCCCAGUUCAAGCUACUUGUGGUUUGACAGAGAAAGAACUUCGGGAAACAGUGUCAAAGCUUGUUCAGCGGUUUGUCAAUGAUAAAGACAAUAAUACACUAUCAAAACCUGUGAAGUUUGCAGCUGGGUAUCAGCGUAGAGGUGUGGAAGAGACGAAAGGAAAGAUCCAGAAAGAAGCAUCAGAGGUUCUAGAUCAAUGUUCGUUGCUGGACCGCAUCAAAUGCUUUGAAACUUUGGCGGCUGGAGUAAAAGACAUCGUACCAGAUUCAGUUGUGGAUCUCAAAGCUCCAGAGUUAUGUGUUCUGGUGGAACUCUUACCGCUCUCUAGAAUACCAAGUGGCUCCAUUGUAGCUGCUGUAUCAGUGCUUCCACAUAGACUCGUUAGCACAAAGCCAAAACUCUGCAUCAAGCCUCUAGUCCCUGAAUCCAAACACAAAAAGGGACAAAACUGACGAGCGCAAAGGCAUAUCGUUGCAUUGAGAUUUUCCAGAGCCAAAAAGAUUGACCGAAGUUGUAAUCUCUCUGUUGUCGUUUGCUUUCAGUAUCUGCAGUGACGUUAACAAGGUGUGUGUAACCAAUGUUUUAUUCAAGAGAAAACAAAGAUAAACCCAUCUCCACCUCUUGUUACAAUGCUUUGUAGCUAGCUAUGAUAGAAAGGCACACUGCCAAGUUCUUUUCA